Molecule: messenger RNA, 408 nt
Organism: Stylophora pistillata
Lineage: Eukaryota; Metazoa; Cnidaria; Anthozoa; Scleractinia; Pocilloporidae
Product: multiple coagulation factor deficiency protein 2 homolog
Molecular function (GO): calcium ion binding
Source: RefSeq, a predicted model, not a curated record
GUACAUUUGCCCGGGUUUACAAAAUAUCGUGACACACCAACAUCAAAAAGAAUGAUGGCAACCUUUGACGUGGCAUGUAUUCUCGUUUUUGCUUUUCUCGGUUCUUUCGCGCUUUCUGAUGAAGCGGCCAAGUCAGUUCUACACGAUUCCAAAGUCACGCACGAUCGAGAUCAUAUCAAGGAGCAUGUGAGAGAGGAAAUUGAUGUCAAAGAAGAAGAAAUGAGUGAUGAAGACCUACAGUUCCAUUUCUUCCGACUUCAUGAUUACGACGGCAACAGAAAACUGGACGGACUGGAGCUUAUGCAUGCCGUCAGCCAUUAUCAAAACGAAUCGGGAAUAACAGACAAAGACGAAACUUCGGACGAAGCUAACGCGAGAACCGUNAAUAGCCCAGCACGUGCGUUUUAA